CCCGAAUACCCCCUCCCACGUACACUCUCUCGAGGCAGGUGAAGCUCCUGUGACAUUCACAGGCUGCAGAAACACUCCUCUCGAUCGCCUACCUAAGAAUACCUCGCCGCCUCCGCCAACAUCACCUCCGAACUACCCCACCACGUCGCAUCAAACCCCCCAAUUUCGAACCUGCUAAACCUACUCGGUCAAUAUGCCGACCAUAUCGGUAGACAAAGCUGCUCUCUUUGCUGCUCUCGAAAAGGAAUAUACAACUGAGGAAUUCGACGAGCUAUGUUUCGAAUUCGGAAUCGAGUUGGACGAGGAUACCAGCCAGAGUAAGAAGCCUGAAGACUUAGCUCAACCCCCCCAGCUCAAGAUUGAGAUACCGGCGAACCGAUACGAUAUGCUUUGUUUUGAAGGAAUUGCGCUAAACCUAAGGGUCUUCCUGGAGAAACAGAAGCUGCCGAAGUGGACGCUUACUCCGCCUGCAUCUGGCGAGUUGGAGACACUUACGAUAAAGGAGGAGACUAUGAGGAUUAGACCGCUCUGCUCUGGGGUUGUGCUACGGAAUAUCAAGUUCGACAAGGCCAGAUACGAAUCCUUCAUAGCAUUGCAAGACAAACUGCACCAGAAUCUUGCGCGCCAGCGAACGCUAGUGUCAAUUGGAACACAUGAUCUUGAUAUGAUCAAGGGGCCUUUCACAUAUGAGGCUCUGCCCCCGGAAGAAAUUGAGUUUGUCCCACUGAACCAGACACAAAUGAUGAACGGAAAGGAAAUCAUGGAAUUCUAUGAUAAAGACAAGCACCUCGGCCGAUAUCUACACAUCAUUCGAGACUCCCCUGUCUAUCCCGUGAUCUUCGACUCACAUCGAAAUGUUCUCUCCCUGCCCCCAAUUAUCAAUGGAAAUCUCAGCAAGAUCACCCUAGACACAAAAAACGUCUUCAUUGAAAUCACGGCACUUGACAAGACGAAAGUCGAAAUCGUGAACCACAUGCUCGUUGCGAUGUUCGGAGGAUACGCCGAGUCAAUAGAGCCAAUCAACAUCAUCUCACCGCACAACAAGGAAUCAAGAGAGGCGCCAGAUCUAGCCCCGCGAGAAAUGCAAGCUGAGGUGGAUUAUCUAAAUAACGUAACGGGCUUAAAUAUCUCUCCGUCUGAUAUCUCGAACCUUCUCGAGCGCAUGGGCUACAUUGUCACACCCUCAGGAACUGACAGUAAACUACUCGACGUUUCAGUCCCAAUCACGCGAGCAGAUGUGCUCCACCAAUGCGAUAUCAUGGAAGAUUUGGCAAUCGCAUGGGGCUUUAACAAGCUUCCGCGAGUGUAUCCGAAUAAAUCUGCUGCAGUUGCAGCACCACUGCCCAUCAACAAGCUCGGGGAUAUCGUUCGCUUCGAAGCCGCAGCCUCAGGAUGGAGCGAAGUCAUGCCUCUAAUUCUCUGCUCACACGAUGAGAACUUCGGGUGGCUCAACCGAAAAGACAAUGGUGGAACAGCAAUCAAACUCGCGAACCCGAAGACAGCGGAGUACCAGAUAGUCCGGACAUCAUUACUACCGGGUUUGCUUAAGACCAUUAGCUCGAAUAGACAUCAUGCUGUCCCAAUCAAGGUCUUCGAAGUCAGUGAUAUCGGGUUCAUUGAUCUCUCGAAGGAAAGGAAAACCCGCAAUGAACGUCACUUCGCUGCAGCGAUUAUGGGCAAGACGAGCGGAUUUGAACAAGUACAUGGCUUGCUGGACAGGAUGAUGUUAAUGCUGAAGUCGAGUUUCCUUACGCCAGAAGAAGGACUGAAGAACGACAAAUUGGAGGGCUAUUGGAUUGAGGAAGUUAACGAUCCGACUUUCUUGAAGGGACAUUCGGCAGCAAUCAAGAUCAAUAUUGCGGGUGUACAUCAUACGAUUGGCGUCUUUGGUAUUCUACAUCCGUCGGUGUUGCAUAAAUUCGAGCUACCAUACCCUGUCAGUACCCUUGAGAUUAACCUUGAAGUCUUCUUGUAGCCGUUUCCGGCCAACAUGUGCGGUAAAAAUCGGAAUUUCUUGCGAUAGACGUCUAGGCUCAUUGUAUGAAUGAAAGUGAUCAACAAAAAGAAUGUCGCGCUUAUUGCCUGCGGGAUUAUUGGACGACGGGCAUAGGUGAAUUCUUUGAGAGGUGCAGGUGACGCUGAAAUAGAUGUCGCAUCUUUCUCGCUGACUGCUGCUAUGGAGCACUCUUUGCAUCAUCGAAUUCAAUUGAG
Messenger RNA from Lindgomyces ingoldianus, 2211 nucleotides. Its product is annotated as phenylalanyl-tRNA synthetase beta chain. The record is from RefSeq and is a predicted model, not a curated record. NCBI's taxonomy places the organism in Eukaryota, Fungi, Ascomycota, Dothideomycetes, Pleosporales, Lindgomycetaceae. Bases 194 to 1975 code for a protein of 593 amino acids. Gene Ontology annotation, molecular function: phenylalanine-tRNA ligase activity; magnesium ion binding; ATP binding. Gene Ontology annotation, cellular component: phenylalanine-tRNA ligase complex; cytoplasm. The transcript is spliced from 6 exons. Gene Ontology annotation, biological process: phenylalanyl-tRNA aminoacylation.